GUCUUUUUCCUCUUUUGUUCAGCUUAAUCCACCCGCGUACCAAGAGAGGUGGCAGUCUGUAUUUCUCCGCAAGGCAAAGUGGGUCAUUAUAACAAUCUUGAUACCCGAGGCCGCGGUCUUGAUGGCCUGGCUACAGUGGAGGUGCGCUGUGACACUACAGAAAAGCUUGGUACCAGACCGCCAUUCACGACGAAAAAACAGUAUGUGAGACUCGGGCCGGGAAGAUGUGUCGAUCUAAUGUUCUAGCUCGCUCACGGUCAGCGAUUUUCUCUCUUACUUAUCCAUAUUUAUCUGGGAUGUCGAACAUACUCUAUAUUUAGCAUAGAGUGGUCGUCUGGACGACCGACAUGCACAAUACCAUCGACCGCAUGACCCUGACACCAGUCGCCAUCCGCACACUGGCAGAGCUCGGAGUCUUCGUCGAUGUACAUACGACGCAGAUUACUGAUCUACAGCGUGUCGAUGUGCUCGGUCGCACGGUCGCUGUCUGGCAGCUUACGUGGCUACUCAUCACUGUCCUCGGCCGCCGGGUACAGAACCUUCCUAUCUCGCUAUUGGAACUUAACACGGCUGUCAAUGUGGCAUUUGCCAUGUGCUUACCACUGAUGUGGUGGCGUAAUCCGAACAACAUUUCUCACCCCCUGACGGUGCUGGAAGACAAGCCCAGCCGAAGCAUCGUGGCUAUGAUGCUUAUGGCUACAAGCAUGACAAAAAACAUAGUAUUUGAGCUGGGACAUGAAUCAGUGGACCCUCGCGGUAUGAUCGAGCUCGAUUAUCUCUGUCUCGCAGGUGACGAUUCCCCUCUGUCAAACGAACUCGUCCAAAAAACAGCCGAUCCCGUUAUUGCCUCAGUAUAUUCUCCGGUCUUCGGUGUAAGUCCAAUUUCAGUCGAUCAAUGGGAUCCUCAUCUUCUGUUUGCGCCAUGUCGCAAGUUGUUCACGAGCGGGGCACAAAUCGCACUCUCUGCAAAAGAUUUGCGCAGAUGGUCGAUGGCAUCCCUAGCGCUCCGAAGCCCUACUCGUGUUGGUAUAACACUUCCCACACAGGGUAGCAACGUCCAAGAGACAGCAGGUCGCUUCCGUCAUUGUCUCGUUGAUCGCGCUCGAAAUCUCGAGUUCGACUCUCACUAUCGCGACAAUGUCGACGGAAGGGUUUUCGUUUAUAUGGCCGUGGUGCUUGUCUUGCAUGGAGCUUUGCAUCUUACAGCGUGGAACUGGGUCUUUCCUACUCCCACCGAAAAGCUCUUCUGGCGCGUCUCCUGUUUUGGCUUGAUUGGAGGUUUCGUUAUCGUUGUUCCUGUAGGCAGAUUCACCGAGUACAUUUAUGGGCGUGGACUUGCGUGGCAGACAGAGAAAACUGGGUUCUUGAAUCAAGGUGUAGUAGUACUUCUCCGGAUCAUACGCCAGAUUACUCGUAUAAGUGCAGUGCUUUUGGGAGGUUUCCUGGCAGCUUGUAGCAUCUACCUGUUCUUAGCAAGUUUCCUUGCGCUGAGGAGGAGUCCAAGUGGAGUUUAUGCGAGGUUGGAAUGGUCAUCGUAUCUUCCGGUUCUGAGCUGAGGGCAUGG
Messenger RNA from Paraphaeosphaeria sporulosa, 1564 nucleotides. RefSeq lists its product as uncharacterized. The transcript has a single exon. The record is from RefSeq and is a predicted model, not a curated record. Bases 348 to 1556 code for a protein of 402 amino acids. NCBI's taxonomy places the organism in Eukaryota, Fungi, Ascomycota, Dothideomycetes, Pleosporales, Didymosphaeriaceae.